Molecule: messenger RNA, 4524 nt
Organism: Conger conger (European conger)
Lineage: Eukaryota; Metazoa; Chordata; Actinopteri; Anguilliformes; Congridae
Product: interleukin-1 receptor accessory protein
Exons: 11
Coding region: 429-2324 (631 amino acids)
Biological process (GO): signal transduction
Molecular function (GO): interleukin-1 receptor activity
Source: RefSeq, a predicted model, not a curated record
UGAGUUCUGUUUCCGAUAUAACGCGAAAAUUAAUCCAGAAUUUCUAGAUACAAGCAUGGGACUUUCAAGGUAUGGGUUAGGAUUUCUUUCAGUUUUUCUUAAUUACAACUACAUUUUUGUUGCGUAGGUUAGCCAAUCUAAGGCUCCGUCGUAAGAAUGAUAGUAGCCUACUGUACUUGCGAGUUUACACGGUUUACUACCGUGUAGUUAUACGAUUUAGAUGGCUAAAUAUUGCACAACCCCGUCAGUUUCUUAUUUCCUUUCCAAUUGGCUGAAGUAACAAACUGUAAAAUUACCUUAAAGUAGCUAAUCGGGACCAACUUCAUAAUUGUCGAAUUAUAGUAGCCUAAACAGUACGGCAGAAGCGUGUCUAAAACAGACUUCGAUUGGAUGAGGGCGUCCAAGUCAGACAGGCAGGCUAUUGAGGUAUGAUGGUUAUUCUCCCCUGGACCAAACUUGCACAUUUUCAAGUCCAGAGACUUCUCAUCUUUUUUAUACAACGAGGGCUUGGUGACAAAAUUGGGCCCAGUCUUCUCGCUGUACUCCUUACGCUUUCUGUGCUGGUGGAUCCUGGAGAAGCCUCAGCUGCGUGCCGUGAUUGGGACACGACACGUGGUGCGGGUGUUGGUGUGGUGCGGGUGUACCAGGGUGAGGUUGGCAGACUGGCCUGCCCCAUUUUCCAAAACCUCAGGCUCUCCAACUACAGCCUGCUUUGGUACCGGGUCCAGCCCGGCCAGGACCUGGGGCAGCCAAUGAAUGUCAGCCGCCCAGGCCACAGGAUCAGCGCAGAGGGCGAGUGGCUGUGGUUCCUGCCGGCAGUCACUGCAGACGCAGGGCGCUACAUCUGUGCGCUCAGAAAUGGGACUCAGAGUGUGGCCAUGGGACUAGAGGUACUGCCCAGACCCAGUGAGGUGUGUGUGACUGAGGCAGCUGCAGACCCCGUCCGAAGAAAGGCUUCUAUAGAUGAAGGCCUGACAGUCCACUGUCCAGACGUCCAAGAAUAUCAGCUUCCCAAACGUAUAUCUGUGGCCUGGUUCGGACCAAAGUGCAAAACGAGUUGGACUCAUGAACGCGUGGUGAAGAACAACAAUUUUGUCAUUCAUAAGAUGAUUGAACAUUAUGAGGGGAACUACACCUGUGUGGUCACCUACCAGUCUGGCGGAAGAACACUGAACUUCACCAGGGUGGUCACUCUGAAGGCUGUGUCUUCCUCUAGGUUGGGCAAAACCCCGAUAAUACACAACCCAGAUCCAAAGGAAAUCUACACAGUCAAAUUAGGGUCUGUGGCCCGCCUGGACUGCAGCGCGUUAGUGUACCACGCGGAUUUCAGCCCACAGGUGUGGUGGGAAAUCGAUGGGAGGAGACUGGAGCUGCUGUCAGAUCAGCGCAUCACAAACGAAGCCAGCUGUGAGGAAGAUUUGCUGGAGGACAGGACCAUGAAGAGUGUGCUUGUCAUCCAGAAAUUCAGCUCCCAGGACUUUCGGCGCGAGUACACCUGCUACGCCCUUAACAGCAAGGGCAAUGCCUCGCAGAGAGCCGUCCUGAAGUUAGAGCCGUACGUGUACUCCGUCGAGCUGGGCUGCGUUCUGGGUGCGGUUUUCUUACUGACACUGAUUGCGUUCACGGUUUAUCACGUGUUCCGGCUGGAGCUGCUGCUGCUCUAUCGUGCCUACUGCGGUCCCUAUGAGAGCGACACAGAUGGAAAGGAGUACGACGUGUACAUCUCUUACGCCAGGAACAGUGAAGAGGAACAGUUUGUGCUCAUGACGCUCCGGAGGGUUCUGGAGAACGAACUGGGAUAUAAAGUGUUCAUCUUUGACCGAGACAGCCUGCCAGGGGGCACCAUCACAGAUGAGACGUUGAGCUGCGUGGGCCGCAGUCGCUGCUUGAUGGUGGUGCUGAGUCCUCGCUACGUGCUGCAGGGGACCCAGGCUCUGCUGGAGCUGAAGGCUGGCCUGGACACCAUGGCGCAGGCCGGACACCUCCGGAUCAUCCUGGUGCAGUACCAGCCCAUGGCCAGGUCCAGCUGGGUGCGGGAGCUGCGCAGGGCCCGCGUGGCACUCACCCUCGUCCAGUGGAAGGGCGAGAAGUCCUCCCACCUGUCCUCACGCUUCUGGAAGCAGCUCCAAGUGGAGCUCCCUGUGAGGAGGAGGAAACCUGCACUCACUGAGGACUGCAGUGCCAUCCCACUGACAGCACUCACACACACUGACAGCACUCACACAUACACUGAGUACACACACACUGACAACACUCACACAUACACUGACAGCACUCACACGCACACUGAUAACACUCCCACUCUGACAGCACCCACACACUGAGUAUACACACACUGACAACACUCACACACUGAGUACACACACACUGACAACAUUCAGACACUGAGUACACACACAUUGACAACACUCACACACUGAGUACACACACUGACAACACUCACACACUGAGUACACACACUGACAACACUCACACACUGAGUACACACACUGACAACACUCACACUGAGCACGAGCACGUAUGCAGCACACGCAUGCACACCAGACCAAUGUGGGGUCAAUACAUACAGUGCAGUCUGUUCUUUUGGCUCUGUACUGCAGCACGUUGGAUUCAAAAUGGAACAAUGAGUAUGAGGUCAAAGUGCGGUCCGUGUAGGAAUUACAUCCAUUUUUAUACAUAGUUGUCCCAUUUUAGAGGACCAAAAGUAAUUGGACAGUUGGCUUCUCUGAUUUGUCCAGUGUACUCAGUCAUGUCCGUAGUGCAGGUUUGAGACAGCUUUCACUAUCUAGUAUUGAUUCUAGUCUUCUGCUUGUCUUAGGAGACUUUUAUUGGCGUUUGUCAAUAUGAGGGCCAGAGUUGUGCCAGUGAAAGUCAAGGAAGCAAUUAGGCAGAGAAAUAAGAAGAAAAAAACUGUCACCGAAACAAAUUGUUUUGAACAUAAUUAAUAAGAAAGAGCACUGAGUAUUAAAUUACAAAAUUACAAAAUACAAAAUUACAAAAUAGAAAAGUAUUUGCAAUUACUUUCAAAUAUGACAAAAAAAUAACAUUUCAAAUACAGAAUUUUCAAAUACGAAGUAUUUGAUUGAAUGAAAACACUUUCACAACAUAACGCCAGUGGUGUAACAUGCACAAUUACACCAGGCUGUUGAAAAUGCAAGAACUGGAUAUACAGGGCGGCCUGUAGCGUAGUGCUUAUGGUGAAUGACUAGGACACCCAAGGUCGGUGGUUCUAAUGCUGGUGUAGCCAUAAUAAGAUCCACACAGCCAUUGGGCCCUUGAGCAAGGCCCUCAACCCUGCACUGCUCCAGCGGAGGAUUGUCUCCUGCUUAGCCUAAUCAACUGUAUGUCGCUCUGGAUAAGAGCAUCUGCAAAAUGCCAAUAAUGUAAUGUAAUAUCAGCUCUGUAAGUGGAGCCUUUUGAUGAACGCGUCAGGUGACUGGUGAUGGCAGUUCAAUUAACUGUGGAUUAUAAUAAUAAUGUUAAUAUUAUUAUAAUUAUGUAUGAUAUGUAUUUUAAAUGUUUUAUUUAAGUGUAUUUUUAUUUGAAUGUAUUAGAGGCUCUAAAUACUAUUUGAAGUAUUUAUCCCAGGGAAGUAUUUAUUUUUUAUGUACUAUGUAUGUAUUUGGUUUUCCAUGAAAAGUAUUUAAAUGAACCAAAUAGAAAAUACAUUUCAUCCAUAAAUGUAUUUGGAAAUACUUCAGAUAUGUAUAUAUACACACUCAAAUGCACAUACAACACACACAAUAACAAUUGUUGUUUUGUCAUGUUGAUAAUUUUGCAGAUCGGUGUGUAACAGCACUUUUCAUAAGACUACAGUGUGUCAGCAGCCAGCUAACAUCUCCAUAGUCUUUCCACACGGUGACGCUCUUAGUGUGCCACAGCAAUGGUGUAUGGAAAUCAGGGACUGAAAGGUGUGCAGCUGACCUGUAGUACUGUGUGAUACAGGGGGCUUAUUUAACAAGAUGAGUCACUUGGCAGCUCCAAGCUUUCAUCGUGAUCCUGAUCAGUCCUGAUACAGAGUACUCUGACAGUAACUCAUACAGUGCACAUCUUUUCCCAUUGCUGGUGGCUGAGGCAAGCUUUCCCCUCUUCACUGUUAAACGCUUUGAGUGAGAAAAGCCCGAUAUAUACAGUAAAUGCAACUGUCGUUCUGUCCCUCUUGAACUCAUAGUUCUGAGUUGUAACUGAAUUUUGUUUUCUGAUGGCAGCAAUUAUCUGGCUCUAAAAAUUAUUCAGUAUAAUUAUAUGUUUCCUUUAAAUUAAAGGAAAUGUAAUAAUAAGCAAAUCCAACAAUUGGACACUGCAUUGUUUAGACUCCCCAAAAGCAUGAUUGACACCAGCAAGGUUAUGAAAACCAUGCAGGGAGCAGCAUUCAUAGUUGCUGUGCAGUCAUACCUUCACCAUUGAAACAGCUGGCACUCCUGGUGGCAUUAGUCAGGAAUUUUGUUUAUUGCAAGCAGAAUGAAUCCUGUGUUUUUCAUAUCAGUGUUGAUUUGAGGAGACUAAUUAUAAAAGAAUCGUGGU